Messenger RNA from Leptosomus discolor (cuckoo roller), 604 nucleotides. Lineage: Eukaryota; Metazoa; Chordata; Aves; Leptosomiformes; Leptosomidae. The record is from RefSeq and is a predicted model, not a curated record.
CCCCUCGGCCCCCCCCGCAAGGUACCUGUACGUGAACAGCCGUGCCUGGCCCCGGGACUGCGUCAUCUCCGACCCGAUGCAGCCGCCCCCCAUCGCCGAGGAGAUCGACCUGCACGUGUUCGACCUGAAGACGAUGAAGGAGGUGAAAAGAGCCCUCCGCGCGCAUCGGGCCUACACGCCCAACGAGGAGUGCUUCUUCAUCUUCCUGGAUGUCAGCAGGGACUUCGUGGCAAGCGGGGCGGAGGAUCGCCACGGCUACAUCUGGGACCGGCACUACAACAUCUGCCUGGCCAAGCUGCAGCACGACAACGUGGUCAACUCGGUGGCGUUCAGCCCGGUGGAGCAGGAGCUGCUCCUGACAGCCAGCGAUGACACCACCAUCAAGGUGUGGCGCUCCCCUCGCGCCGUGCGCGUCCAGCAGUCCAGGAAGCCCAGGCCCAGGAAACUGCUCUUCUCCUGGCUUAUGAACCAGAAAAGCUGAACCCAGGUACACCUGCUCCUGCAGCUUCCUCACUGCAGCCACCUCCUCUGGAGCUUGCAGAGCUCUGAGCCCUGUGCGACAGAGACGAGCUCUGGGCACGCAGAUCCCGUCUGCCGAGUCAGG